AUGCUAAUAACGUUGCGAAGGAGGUGCAUGUGUUGGGUUCCUAUAGUGAUAGUGUUGAUUGUAGGAACCCUUCUUGAAGAUGCUCCUCCGUUUAUGGUGGCGGAAGGCACACCUCGUCGGAUUCUGGUGGACACAGAUGUGGACACUGAUGAUCUCUUUGCUCUGCUAUACCUUCUCAAGCUCAACAGAUCCGAAUUUCAAUUGGAGGGAAUCACGAUUAAUGCAAAUAGUUGGUUAAAUGCUGGACAUGCUGUGAAUCAAAUUUAUGACAUACUUUAUAUGAUGGGGCGAGAUGAUAUUGCUGUUGGAGUUGGAGGUGAAGGUGGAAUACUACCAAAUAGUACCAUCCUCCCUAACGUUGGUGGAUAUCUUCCAAUCAUAGAACAGGGAAUGACAACAGUAGGGGGUUGCAGAUACAGAAGGGCCAUUCCUCUUGGAGGGCGCUUAGAUGUCGAUACAAACUAUGGUAUCAGGAAGGCUUUCCUACCAAAGGGCAAAAGGAGAUAUACUCCAUUGCAACAACCAACUGUUCAGCAAGUGCUGAUUGAAAAAAUAUCUGCUGGUCCCAUAACCUUGUUAGCGAUUGGAGUACAUACAAACCUUGCAAUUUUCCUUAUGAAUAACCCACACCUGAAGAAAAAUGUGGAGCACAUUUACAUCAUGGGUGGUGGUGUAAGAUCUAGCAACCCAACUGGUUGCUGCCCCAAGAAUGCUUCAUCUUCUUGUGUGCCUCGACAGUGCGGUGACCGUGGCAACAUAUUCACUGAUUAUAAUACUGACCCUUAUGCAGAGUUCAACAUAUAUGGAGACCCUUUUGCUGCAUACCAGGUCAUCAGACAUUUUGAUAUGCAUAACAUUAAUUCCAUUUAUUGAUAUCUAAAGAACGAAAUAUACUUUUAACUUUCAUGGAAAUAAACAAUAAUCAUGUUGUUUACCGUAGCCCUUAAUAUCAUGAGCUGACAGCUAGCAGUAUUAUAUAAAACCAUUCAUGUGUUUUCAGCUUAACAGUUUAAGCUUUUUAAAUAGUUGGUUCAUGACAACAUAUUUCUGUGGGUAGUUAUGUUAGUGACAAAAAGGUAAAUAAAUCUCUUUUUUCUAGGUGAUUCAUUCUGGAAUUCCUGUCACCCUUGUUCCUCUUGAUGCAACAAAUACAAUCCCCAUCAAUGAAGAAUUCUUUGAUGCAUUUGAAA
This is a messenger RNA of Lotus japonicus, 1190 nucleotides long. RefSeq names its product nucleoside hydrolase 3. The coding region runs from base 1 to 873 and encodes 290 amino acids. Gene Ontology annotation, molecular function: hydrolase activity, hydrolyzing N-glycosyl compounds. The transcript is spliced from 4 exons. The record is from RefSeq and is a predicted model, not a curated record. Lineage: Eukaryota; Viridiplantae; Streptophyta; Magnoliopsida; Fabales; Fabaceae.